CAGCGCAUUCGCUAUCUUAGGUGUUGUUCCCUCUCGUAGGCUUGGUGUCUAUUACAGCACUAUGCGCACUAGCUCAGUCGAGUCAAUUCUAUCAAGCCGUUCCCGGGUUCGGUAGCCGCUAUGCUGUUGAUUUGAUUUGGAUGCCGCCCGACCUCGAAACUAACUUCGGACGCCAACCGCGAGGUUUACCGUAUGUCGAUACCAAGGGAACGGUUCAUCUUUUGGUCCUUUGGCUUCUGAUUUUCGAGGGCCAACAAGAAAUCACGCACUCGGCGCUUGUUAUCACUCGUUGGUCAAGCAAUGCAAUUUCGAUUUCUUCGGCACAGUACCAAUUCCAUAAGUUUAAUUCCGGGUAUCAAUGGUUAAGGCCGAAGGAUAAUCGCUCAGUUUUCAACUUGACCCCAGCCGUUGCCAAGAUCUGUUUCCUUGAUUUUCAAAGACCAGGAACGCCGGUCGAGAUGAAGAGCAACGGGGGUUUUGGGUUGAUCGAGUAACGAGUUUUCUCGAGUCGAGAAAAGACGUAAGCCAUCGUCUUGCACCAGUGUCGUUUUGCCUCAUCCAAGGAUCAAUUGUACAUGUGGUGAUAUCUUCAAAAAAGUCUAGAAUUUGAUGUAGACAAGGUGUAACUUGCAAGGGGCAUCAAACAACGAUGAGCUCCAUAUAAACUCACAAAUUCAAGAAUUUACACUACCGUCCAAGGCAUUGAUUUUAUCCCAAACCUAUUGGGGAUAUGGCUGACAACUUCGGCGUGGAUAAG
This is a messenger RNA of Puccinia graminis f. sp. tritici CRL 75-36-700-3, 757 nucleotides long. RefSeq lists its product as uncharacterized. The record is from RefSeq and is a predicted model, not a curated record. The transcript has a single exon. Lineage: Eukaryota; Fungi; Basidiomycota; Pucciniomycetes; Pucciniales; Pucciniaceae. Bases 141 to 494 code for a protein of 117 amino acids.